GACAGGGUGCUGUUCAAAAUGGUUUUUCCGAAAAUGAGGAUGGAUUGCGCUAGGCGCAGGAAAUACGCAUUGUUUGCUUGUGGAAUGCACACUUUUGCCGCAUUUUGCUUAUUCGUUAGCGAGGCUAAUUACUUAUUGAUGCUACCAUUACUAGUGCGUGGUAUAACACGAUUCUUUGUUCAUGGAAGGGCAGUGAAUUACUUGCUCGGCAUCCAACCAUUUGUUGCAAGCGUACUGCAAGCACUAAUGCUCGCGCUUCACGUCUAUUCGAUUGUUGCCUUUGCGGAGCAACGCGAGUCCUAUUCAAGGUGGAAACCAAGAUAUUUGUUGAAAAAUCAUGCAAAUAAGCUGAUACAGAGCGACAACAGCUCCUGGCGUCACUGCAGCGAAAAUGGCUGUUAUAUGCCGCAUUCAUGUUGCAUGCCCAGUCAGCUACGAUGCUCACCUCGGAUACUGCUACAAAAUCUCACUAAAAAUGAAAGGAUCGGUGCAUUCAAAGCCAAAGAGUGGUUUUAUUCCACAGGUAAAAUCCCAUUUUAUCUCACUAGCUACUGAAG
Messenger RNA from Gongylonema pulchrum, 557 nucleotides. The record is from the annotation of a GenBank genome assembly. Lineage: Eukaryota; Metazoa; Nematoda; Chromadorea; Rhabditida; Gongylonematidae.